AUGUUUAAUUAUGGGACGACAAAUGACCUCUAUUCUAAAUGUGCGUUUUUUAAAGUAGGUAAAUAUAACCUUGGGACAGACCGCAGCGGGGUACAGCUAUUAAUCGUAAAAUGGAUUGCGUGGUUGCGGAUGUAUCAGAUAUUAAUUUCAUCAUUGAAACUCAGCUGGAAAGUCAGAUUGGACUGGGAUCUUUACCUUUCUCCAAUAUGA
Trichobilharzia regenti is the source of this 210-nucleotide messenger RNA. The record is from the annotation of a GenBank genome assembly. Lineage: Eukaryota; Metazoa; Platyhelminthes; Trematoda; Strigeidida; Schistosomatidae.